Messenger RNA from Trichoderma reesei QM6a, 1206 nucleotides. Its product is annotated as glycoside hydrolase family 28. Bases 1 to 1206 code for a protein of 401 amino acids. The record is from RefSeq and is a predicted model, not a curated record. Gene Ontology annotation, biological process: carbohydrate metabolic process. The transcript has 3 exons. Gene Ontology annotation, molecular function: polygalacturonase activity. Lineage: Eukaryota; Fungi; Ascomycota; Sordariomycetes; Hypocreales; Hypocreaceae.
AUGACAAUUCUCAGUCGUCUGGCAGUCGGCGUGGCAUUAUUGGCCUUUCCGGAACUCAUUGAUGCUCACAGAGUUCCCGUUAAGAGACCAAACCUUCAAUGGGGACCCAAGUCGCCAGGACAUGCAUUUCCUCAUUCUCCUAAACGCCACAAGACAUGCUAUGUUCCGAGUUGCGGAAGUAACGACGCACCUGAGAUUCUCAAAGCUUUCAAGAGGUGCAACAGGGGAGGCACUGUGGUUUUAAACGAGGAGUAUGUGAUUGCCUCUCCUCUCGAUCUCACAUUCCUGGAGUCUGUAGAUGUGGCCAUCACAGGCACCAUCAAAUUCACGAACGACAUCGACUUUUGGGUGGUGAACUCAUUCAAGUACGACUUCCAAAACUCCUCUGCCUUCUGGCGCUUUGGAGGAAAAGAUGUCAAUAUCUACGGUGGGGGACACGGUUUGAUUGAUGGAAAUGGCCAAGCCUGGAUUGAAGAUGCGAAAUUCGCCCGAUGCAGGUAUCUCUUCGCCUAUUCAUCUGGAAUCGUUGCUAAUGUGGUUCAGUGGUUUAAUCUCAUUGCCAAUAGCAGUGACAUUCUGGUCAGCGAUAUCGACAUCGCAGUCAAGAGUGAGAGCAAGAAUCCGGCCAAGAAUGGCGAUGGAUGGGACACUUUUCGAAGCGAUUCAGUCGUUAUACAAGAUUCCUACGUGAAUAACAGCGAUGAUUGCGUAUCUUUCAAGCCGAACAGCACCAACAUCAUCGUGCAGGGCAUGCAGUGCAACGGCUCUCACGGGAUCUCAGUCGGCUCUCUGGGCCAGUAUCCGGCAGAGUAUGAUAUCGUCGAACACGUAUAUGUCUACAAUAUCUCGAUGUCCAACGCCAGCGACGGAGCUCGUAUCAAAGUGUGGCCUGGCACUGAUACUCCUUUUGAACCCGGUCUCUCUGGAGGUGGAGGGGCCGGAUACGUCAAGAACGUCACUUACGACACCUUUCACAACAAUAACAAUGACUGGGCUAUUGAGAUCAAUCAAUGCUAUGGCCAGAGUAACCAGACGAUCUGCGACAAGUAUCCUUCCAAUAUGACCAUCAGCGAUGUCGUAUUCAAAAACAUGUGGGGAACAACUUCGAAGAAGUAUGACCCUAAAGUUGGGACCCUGACAUGCUCGUCUACGGAGAGUUCUUUAGAAAAGCGUGAAUAUCGCGGCGAAGAACAUCUCGGUGGUUAA